GGUGCCCGAGAAACCUUUGAGAACUACUACAGGAAACAGAGAAGAAAACAAGCCCGAUUGGUCCUGCAGCCUCCCUCAAACAUGCACGAAACGUUAGACGGCUACAGGAAGUAUUUUAAUCAAAUUGUAGGGUUUUUUGUAGUUGAAGAUCACAUCUUGCAUACAACUCAGGGCUUGGUAAAUAGAGCCUAUAUUGAUGAGCUGUGGGAGAUGGCGUUAUCAAAAACUAUUGCAGCACUAAGAACACAUUCAUCCUACUGCUCGGACCCGAGCCUGGUGUUAGACUUGAAGAACCUCAUUGUCCUCUUUGCAGAUACACUCCAGGGAUACGGCUUCCCAGUGAACCAGCUCUUUGACAUGCUGUUGGAGAUCCAAGACCAGUAUAGUGAAACCCUACUGAAGAAGUGGUCAGGAGUUUUCAGAAAUAUACUUGAUUCAGAUAACUACAGCCCCAUCCCAGUGACAAAUGAAGACGUUUAUAAGAAAAUAGUUGGGCAGUUCCCAUUCCAGGAUGCAGAACUUGAAAAGCAACCAUUUCCAAAGAAGUUCCCCUUUUCUGAGUUUGUGCCUAAAGUUUACAAUCAGAUUAAGGAAUUCAUCUACGCCUGCCUGAAGUUUUCGGAAGACCUUCAUCUGAGCUCCACGGAAGUCGAUGACAUGAUUAGAAAAUCCACAAACCUGCUGCUGACCCGAACACUGAGCAACUGUUUACAGAAUGUCAUCAAGAGGAAAAACGUCGGCCUGACGGAGCUUGUACAGAUUAUUAUAAAUACGACCCAUUUGGAGAAAUCCUGCAAGUUCCUAGAGGAAUUCAUAACCAAUAUCACUAAUGUACUUCCAGAAACUGUCCACACUACGAAACUCUACGGGACCACAACCUUCAAGGACGCCCGUCAUGCUGCUGAGGAGGAGAUUUACACCAACCUGAACCAGAAGAUAGACCAGUUCUUGCAGCUGGCAGACUACGACUGGAUGGCCAUGGAGCCGAGCAGCAAGGCCAGCGACUACCUUGUAGAUCUCAUCGGCUUUCUACGGAGCACGUUUGCUGUGUUCACCCACCUCCCGGGGGAUGUAGAUGUCCACUCUACAAUGUCGGGGAAGGUGGCACAGACGGCGUGCAUGUCAGCGUGCAAGCACCUCUCCACCUCACUGAUGCAGCUACUGCUGGAAGCCGAAGUGCGGCAGCUGACGCUGGGUGCCCUGCAGCAGUUCAACCUGGACGUGGAGGAGUGCGAACAGUUUGCCAGAUCCGGCCCAGUGCCUGGGUUCCAAGGGGACACGCUGCAGUUGGCCUUCAUCGACUUGAGACAAGUAAGUCUUUGUGUUUUUGUUUUUUGUUUUUCUUUUAAGAUGUGUGACUGA
This is a messenger RNA of Nestor notabilis (Kea), 1362 nucleotides long. RefSeq names its product exocyst complex component 6B-like. Lineage: Eukaryota; Metazoa; Chordata; Aves; Psittaciformes; Psittacidae. The annotation marks the transcript as partial. The record is from RefSeq and is a predicted model, not a curated record. Gene Ontology annotation, biological process: Golgi to plasma membrane transport; exocytosis; intracellular protein transport. The transcript is spliced from 13 exons. Gene Ontology annotation, cellular component: exocyst; membrane.